Molecule: messenger RNA, 1291 nt
Organism: Caenorhabditis angaria
Lineage: Eukaryota; Metazoa; Nematoda; Chromadorea; Rhabditida; Rhabditidae
Source: the annotation of a GenBank genome assembly
AUGAAUCCAGUUGUCAAAAACGGGAAUCGAUUGAGAUGGAAAUUUGAGGAUAUUUCGAGACUUAAUUCGAUUGGAAUUUCGAGCAAAACAUUCAAUAUUGGAGAAGAGUAUUGGUGAGCAAACUAGAUAUUUUUGAGGGGGCAAAAUUUGAUGGAAAUUCAGAUUUUUCAGUUCCAAAAUAUUAUUGAAAAAUCGAUAAAUUGGGUCAACAAAAAUUGACAGAAGAAAUUUUCAGCUAAAAAUUCUUCCGGAAAUCUCUAGAAAAUCAUAUUUUUCAAUUCAGGAACAUCAAAGUGCGUGUAAACGACGAACAAAAACAAAACAGUCUUGCAAUCAGCCUCUCAUAUUCCUCAAAAACCGAAAAAGACAAAAGAUGGUUAUGCGAAGUGUCCGCCAAAAUCAAAUUAAUGUUGCGAAGUGGAAAUGUGACUAGAGAAUUGAGAUAUUGUAUGCACGAGAAGGCGAAAAUUCUGGAAUUUCCGAGUUUUGAACAAUGGGAUGAGGUUAUAUUUAACAUGUUUCCUGAGAAUGAUUCGAUUGUUAUUGAUGUCGAUUUGAAUUAUAAAAUGUAUGAUUUUUCGAAGAAAAUUGAGAAUUUUACGGAUUUGACGAUUCUUGUUGAGGGAGUUGAAUUUUAUAUUAAUAAGGGGGUGAGUUUUUUGUCCUGAAUUUCAUAGCUACAGUAUUCUUCAAAGCCUGCACAUCUAGCAUGAAAAUUUGAUUAUUUUAGCGCCAAAAUUUUGAUCUACAAAGGCUGAUUCACGAAAAGUCAAAAAAUGUCAAAAAAACAUUAGUUUUUUCGAGUUUUUCAGCCAAAAAUGAUGACAAAUCAAUAUUUUUCAAGCUUCUUGGAGUAAUUUCUGAUUAAAAUAAGCUUUGAGAACCCUAUUUUGCUUUUUUUCAGAAAUUCAUUAAAAUUUAAAAAAUUUUUUUAUUUUCCAAAAAAUCAGCAAAACCUUCUGGAAAGUGAAUUCCAAGGUCGAAUUUUGAUCAGAAAUUACUCAGAAGCUAAAAUAUCGAUUUGUUUCAUCAUUUUUGGCUGAAAAACCUUGAAAAACUAAUUUUUGACCUACAAUGUUUUUUCGAAAAUUGAUCUUUCAAUGUUAAAAAAACUUAUUUUUUUUGUUCGUGAAUCAGCCCUACUACAGUAAUCUUCAAAACCUGCGUAUCCAAAGGGAAAUUAAAUGAAAAAUUCUGAAAAAUUCUCAAUUUUUUGCAGUUUCUCUCCUCAAAAUCCACCUAUUUCUACAAUAAAAUCGUGACCAAAAACGAGCAAAUCGAUAUCGCAUAA